Molecule: messenger RNA, 1254 nt
Organism: Anastrepha ludens (Mexican fruit fly)
Lineage: Eukaryota; Metazoa; Arthropoda; Insecta; Diptera; Tephritidae
Exons: 3
Coding region: 305-1045 (246 amino acids)
Biological process (GO): regulation of transcription by RNA polymerase II
Cellular component (GO): transcription regulator complex; nucleus
Source: RefSeq, a predicted model, not a curated record
GACAAUCGUCGUACAAAUACAAGUAAAUUUAUAAUUACAAUAUACUUAUAAAUACAUUUAAAUAUUCCCUUAUUUACAUUAUGCAUUUAAACACGGUAAAAUGCAUUUAUGAUCCCUGCAAGUGUUUAUCACGCUUAAUGUAUUGAAAAAUAUAUUCGAUAAAUAUUUUUGUCAAUACAUCGACAUUUCGAUAGCUCGAAUGUACACCUCUGCUUGCUUAAGUUUCAAGCAAAAGUUGACGUGCAAAUGUAAUCGCUAGACUUUGACAUUUUGCAUAAGCAAAUUCUUAAGUGCACCGUUUAAAAUGGCCCAUAAAAUCGAAAACGAAUUUUAUUUCAAAUUAAUAAGUGCAGUACGCGAACAUCCGUGCCUGUUUGAGAAAAAUCAUCCCCAUUAUUACAACAGAAAUAAACGUAAUGCAGCCUGGCAAGAAGUAUCUGCAGCCAGCGAUCGGUCAGGAAGUGACUGCAAAGCCCGUUGGAAGUUAUUACGUGAAAGGUUCUGUAAGCAAAUGAAGAGAACUGAUGGUUACUUCUCAAUGAGUACUGAUCCUACUGAUACACAUGAAUGGGAAUACUAUAACGAAAUGCUGUUUCUAAAGGAAUCAAUAAUACCGCGACGUUCAUACAAAGACAAGGAUAUUAUGACCAGUUUAGAUGAGCCAACAAUUAAUGAAGUCUUUGUCAAUGCCAAUACCAUAACUGAAGAUGAAACCUGCUCGUCAAAUUCAAAUUUAUCAAAGUGCACUAAGCCUUCUGUUGAAAGCCACAAGACGACGACGUUCGAUUUAGCGCCACUAAAAAUCGAACGUAUAAUGGACGUGAAUUUACGGCAUUAUCAUAAUUCAGAGAAACCGGAAAGCAAAAAUGCAACAGUUAAAUGUAAUACACCAGUGGGCGGGGAGACAGACAUUUCGAUUGAAGAAUUAUUUGUAAAGAAUAUAGCGAAUUUAAUACGCGAUCUGCCGAUAGAAGUGAAGGACCGCUUCCAGGCAGACAUGUAUGCCGAGGUGUUUCGUUUGCGUGCGCAGUACCGCAACUUUUAGAAUAAGAUAUUUUAAUGCUGAAUUUUAAGUCGCGAUCUCUUAUUUACUAUUCAUGCGUAUGUACAUAAGAGAUUUUGUCUAAUACAGACAUUGUACAUACACAUUAUUAUUUAAGCUAUUUAGGUUAGCAAGUUGUUGCAAAUGUACCGUUGUAACAGCAAACAAAAAAACAAAACUCCCUCGUAGGUCGGUAAUAUACCAAAAUAAGA